GUGGAGGGCGUUGAGAAGAUUUAUGUUCGCUACCUGACCAUCGUCUCCACCACCAAGUCCAAGACCUACGACAUCCUGGACCACCGCAAGCUGGAGUUUGAUAGUGACUAUGCAGACUUCCAGCUCCAGGUUCAGGGUUUGUUCCAGUCCCUUCAGUCUCUGCUGGACUUCUGGUUCCGUCAGUCUCUCACCACGGAGCGGAUGCUGGAGCUGCUGAGGAAGACCUACCUGAAACACAGAGACCGACCGCCCAUCGGACGCAACCUGCCGCCGGUGGCAGGUAGGGUCCUGUGGUGUCGUCAGCUUUUCAGGAAGAUUGAAGCGCCCAUGUUGAUCCUGAAGAAGAAGCUUGACGUCCUCAAGGGCCCGGAGCUGACUAAAGUGAUCCGGAGCUACAACAAGAUGGCGGUGGUGUUGCUGCAGUACGAGGCGCUGCACCUGCGGGGGUGGAGUCGAGCUGCAGAGAGCACGCCACGCUGUCUGAGCGCCGCCCUGCUGGUCCGACAUGAAAGCAGCGAGGUUUUGGUGAAUCUGGACCCUGUGGUGCUGGAGGUCCUGCAGGAAGCCCGGUGGAUGACCAAACUGGGCGUGACUGUGCCGACAGUCAUCCCAAAGAUGUAACAACCCUGUAAUAAUUCUGUAAUAACCAUUUAACAACCCUUCAAUAACCCUUCAAUAACUCUUUAAUAACCCUGUAAUAACCCUUUAAUAAUCCUUUAAUAAUCCUGUAAUAACCUUUUAAUAACCCUGUAAUAACCCUGUAAUAACCCUUUAAUAUCCCUGUAAUAUCCCUGUAAUGACCCUGUAAUAACCCUGUAAUAACCCUCGCCCUCGAGUUUCCUACUUUCACAUGAUCCAGCAGCAGUGAAGUGGAAACGGCGGCUGAGCGAUUAAUCAGAAAAACAGGAUAAUCGAGAUAAAGCGAUUAUUGUGCCGCAUUCUGUUUCACAACAGAUGUUGAGUCACAUUUCCAAUCACCUGAUGUGGACGUCAGACCACAGCUGUAACAUAAAGACUGAGUGGAACGUUUUCUAUCUGAUCGACACCGCAGACGUUUUGCUUCUUUCAAGGAAACUAUAAAGCUUUGUGAAUAAUUUCUAAAACGAUUUCUUCAGUAACUCUUUCUAACCCUAACCCUAACUUCAGAGGCCUUCCUUGGAAAUAUCUAAUCAUUUACAGAUAAAUACCAGCAAAGUUUUAGGAAAACUGAGGAAAAUACCAGACCUGAAAAAGUGUUAGCGAUUUAUGUUCUGCUUUGAACGAACCCUACGUCCUCGUGGACGAGGACUACCUUCUUUUUGGAGCAACAGAUGCUCAGGGAAACUUCCCCUGGGGACGAGUCCGCUGAAGUGCGUAUCUUCUAAAAGUUGCUUUUCUUCUGCACAACUGAGCCAUUUCCUCUACAAACCGCAGCGAUUUAGAGACGUCUCGAGCUGAACUUCAGACUUAUGACUUUUCAGCCUCUGGUGUGGAGCUUCUCCUGAAGUUGAAAGCGUUUUCAGGACCUGCAGGCAGCUCGUAGAGGUACGGCUGUGAACUGUGAUUGGUUUGUAAUGAUUAAAUUUCCCCUGACAAGCAAA
Messenger RNA from Seriola aureovittata, 1580 nucleotides. RefSeq names its product dynein axonemal heavy chain 5-like. Gene Ontology annotation, cellular component: dynein complex. The record is from RefSeq and is a predicted model, not a curated record. Gene Ontology annotation, biological process: microtubule-based movement. NCBI's taxonomy places the organism in Eukaryota, Metazoa, Chordata, Actinopteri, Carangiformes, Carangidae. Gene Ontology annotation, molecular function: minus-end-directed microtubule motor activity; dynein intermediate chain binding; dynein light intermediate chain binding. The annotation marks the transcript as partial. The transcript has 6 exons.